Cryptomeria japonica (Japanese cedar) is the source of this 864-nucleotide messenger RNA. Its product is annotated as putative anthocyanidin reductase. The transcript is spliced from 5 exons. The record is from RefSeq and is a predicted model, not a curated record. Lineage: Eukaryota; Viridiplantae; Streptophyta; Pinopsida; Cupressales; Cupressaceae. Bases 1 to 864 code for a protein of 287 amino acids. Gene Ontology annotation, molecular function: oxidoreductase activity, acting on the CH-OH group of donors, NAD or NADP as acceptor.
AUGCUAUCGCUUCCGGGAGCCAGAGAAAGACUCCAUCUGUUCAAAGCAGAUCUUUUGCGACAUGGCAGCUUUGACUCUGCUAUUAAAGGCUGCGAUUUCGUCAUCAACUUGGCCACUUCUCUAGAUUACCAGGGCGAUAUUGUGAACACUACGGUCGACGGAACGGUGGACAUUGUAAGAGCUUGCAAGAAAGCAAAAACUGUGAAACGAGUAAUCCAUACAUCUGCCAUUGUCGCAGCUUAUCCUGUUAAUGAAGACGGACAACUUAAGGAGGUUCUUGAUGAAUUCUGCUGGACUCCUGUUGAUUAUAUCAAAGGCAAAGACGGCUUUGCUGCAACGUAUGCCGUAUCCAAAACUUUGGCAGAGCAAGCAGCUUUGCGAUACGGAGUGGAGGAAGAGAUUGAAGUGGUAACAGUGUUGGUAGGAAUGGUGGGAGGUCCUUCUCUAACCCCCACAAUUCCCGGGAGCAUUCCAUUUAUGUUAGCGCCACUCACAGGUAAUUUACCCACUUUACUUAAAAUACAGAAACUUUUCGAGAAGAAAUUUGAUAGGAACGGUGCCAUUGGUCCACGUGGAAGAUUAUGCAGUGCCCAUAUAUAUUUGAUGGAGCACCCAUCUGCAGCAGGUCGAUAUGUGUGCUGUUCCGAUCCCGUGACCGUUGCUGGCAUGCUGGAAUUCUUUUGCAAACGAUAUCCUGAAUUCCCCUUGGCUUUUGGGAUUGAAGAGGAAGAAGAUGAGUCGAAGAAAGUAAUUGUACCAAUUUCUUCCAAGAAAUUGAUUGAUCUGGGAUAUUCGUACAAAUAUGAUAUGAAGGAAAUACUUAGUGACAGCAUCGAAUGUGCAAAACAAAUGAAACUCUUGUGA